AUGGUCGAUAGUAAAGUCCCGCAGCCAGGACCGGCCAAAUUAAAGCGCAAUGCCGGCCCCGACGAAUGGUUAGAGGCUGCAAAAGAUUGCAAGUAUCUUUCAGAGCAACAUAUGAAACAACUAUGUGAGAUUGUGAAGGAGUACAUGAUGGAAGAAUCGAACGUACAACCGGUCUCGACGCCUGUCACAGUCUGCGGAGAUAUCCAUGGCCAAUUCUACGAUCUACUGGAGCUGUUCCGCGUGUCGGGCGGCAUGCCAGACGAGUCUAUGGUCGAACCCCCGAAAACAUCAUCGUCUGUGAUCACUUCAGCUGAUAUCGAGCCUCCCUCGGAAAUCACGGACCCCAAACUGCGGAAAAGGUUGAGAAACUCGGGAUCACAUUCGGAAGGUGGCGACGAGACGAGCUCACAAAGAGAGCGCUCUUCAAGCGCCGGGUCGAACGAGGUGACGCUGAAUCGGAAUUUCGUCUUUUUGGGUGAUUAUGUCGACCGAGGAUACUUUAGUCUGGAGACCUUGACAUUAUUACUAUGCUUGAAGGCCAAGUAUCCGGACCGAGUAACGCUGGUGCGCGGGAAUCACGAGUCCCGGCAGAUCACGCAAGUCUACGGCUUCUACGAGGAGUGUUUCCAGAAGUACGGCAAUGCAUCGGUCUGGAAGGCCUGUUGUCAGGUCUUUGACUUCAUGACACUUGGGGCUAUCAUUGAUGGCAGGGUGCUCUGUGUACAUGGUGGCCUAAGCCCGGAGAUCAGGACCUUGGACCAAGUUCGUGUAGUGGCAAGGGCCCAAGAAAUUCCGCAUGAGGGUGCUUUCUGCGACCUGGUCUGGUCUGACCCUGAUGAUGUAGAGACAUGGGCAGUCAGCCCAAGAGGCGCUGGCUGGCUCUUUGGAGAUAAGGUGGCAGAUGAGUUCUGUCACGUCAAUGAUCUGACACUAAUUGCCCGUGCGCACCAACUGGUGAACGAGGGAUACAAAUACCACUUUGCGAACCAAAACGUGGUGACGGUGUGGAGUGCACCUAACUACUGCUACCGAUGUGGCAACCUGGCAUCGGUUUGCGAGAUCGGUGAGGAUCUCAAACCGACAUUUAAGCUCUUUAGUGCUGUCAGCGAUGACCAACGGCAUGUACCCACAUCGCGGCCGGGCCGUAGCGAAUACUUCCUGUAA
Aspergillus bombycis is the source of this 1164-nucleotide messenger RNA. RefSeq names its product TOR signaling pathway phosphatase SitA (gene sitA). Gene Ontology annotation, molecular function: protein serine/threonine phosphatase activity. Bases 1 to 1164 code for a protein of 387 amino acids. Gene Ontology annotation, cellular component: cytoplasm. Gene Ontology annotation, biological process: G1/S transition of mitotic cell cycle; peptidyl-serine dephosphorylation. NCBI's taxonomy places the organism in Eukaryota, Fungi, Ascomycota, Eurotiomycetes, Eurotiales, Aspergillaceae. The transcript has 4 exons. The record is from RefSeq and is a predicted model, not a curated record.